GAUAGAAAGAAACAAAGAGGAUGAAAAUAAAGGCGCUUUUGCGCAGGCACCAUAUAUGGCAUCGAUGGAACUGAACUCUACCGGAUUAGAUAAGUAAUUUUUGGUGUUCAUUUUGACCAAUCUCAUAAGCUGAUCUAUCUCCUUUUCCUUUGCAUGGAACGUGGUUUACUGCUCAUAUGGCCAUUUCUACAGUGUAUCUGGGAGGAUAUGACAAGGAAGAUAAGGCCGCAAGAGCUUAUGAUUUGGCUGCUCUGAAGUACUGGGGUCCAACUGCUACCACCAACUUUCCUGUUUCGACUUACACAAAGGAAUUGGAGGAGAUGAAACAUGUAACGAAGCAAGAAUUCAUUGCUUCACUGCGCAGGAAAAGUAGCGGUUUUUCUAGAGGAGCUUCUAUAUACAGAGGCGUAACAAGGCAUCAUCAGCAGGGUCGAUGGCAAGCAAGAAUCGGUCGUGUCGCGGGGAACAAAGAUCUAUACCUUGGAACAUUUGCUACUGAGGAAGAAGCAGCUGAGGCAUACGAUAUUGCAGCCAUUAAAUUCAGAGGUGCAGGUGCUGUGACGAACUUUGAGAUGAACAGAUACGAUGUGGAAGCUAUUAUGAAGAGUACUCUUCCUGUUGGUGGAUCAGCCAAACGUGCAAAACACUCCCCAGAAUCAGAAGACAAUGUUCUUCCUAGCAAUAACCUCCAUAACCUGCAACCUCAAUAUCCAAACGCGAUCAAUACCAACGGUGGAACUAUCAGUUUCACUCCCAUUCAACCUGCACUUGCUUCUAUCCCCUGUGGCAUUCCCUAUGAUUCCGCUGCAGCACAUUACCACCACAACAAUCUCUUGCACCAUUUUUAUCCUCCUAGCAGUUCUGGAACCGUCGAUUCUGCUGUAUCCGCAGCUGCGGCUGUUGUGGCUCCGAUGACUUCGAUGCCGGCUGCUGCUGAGUUUUUCCUGUGGCCUCAUCAGCCUUGUUGAUCGCCUGAUAUAGUCAAGUAGUUAUCUCUUCUUCUAACAUAUCAUUAGUUAUAAUAGGGUUUAUCUCUCACAGUUCAGCUGACUCCCCAUCGAAUAUACCUUAACUGGGAAGAAAGAAAACUAAGGUAGGUUUUGGUUGGUGCUGGUAAAUGCUAGAGUUUCAGUUUACAGGUUAGAAGCUGGAUCAUGUAAGUGACUUUUGAAAGAUAAAUUGAGUAGGGCAGGAAUUUAUAAAUGCUUUUUUCACCUUA
Molecule: messenger RNA, 1219 nt
Organism: Prosopis cineraria
Lineage: Eukaryota; Viridiplantae; Streptophyta; Magnoliopsida; Fabales; Fabaceae
Product: AP2-like ethylene-responsive transcription factor AIL7
Exons: 5
Coding region: 177-968 (263 amino acids)
Biological process (GO): regulation of DNA-templated transcription
Molecular function (GO): DNA binding; DNA-binding transcription factor activity
Source: RefSeq, a predicted model, not a curated record